AUGGAUGAUGGUUAUUGAAACAGCCCAAACCUCUUUCACAGUGCAAGGGAUAUAGCUCGAGAGGCAAGCAGGCAGUCCCAGAACCAAGGAAUGGAUGACUACAAAUAUCAUGACAACUAUGAGGGCUAUGCCCAGAGUGAUGGCUAUUAUCGUGGUAAUGAGUCCAAUCCAGAAGAAGAUGCACAGAGUGAUGUUACAGAAGGCCAUGAUGAGGAGGAUGAGAUCUAUGAGGGCGAGUACCAGGGCAUCCCUCACCCAGAUGACAUCAAGACCAAGCAGACCAAGAUGGCGCCCUCCAGGGUGGAUGGUCUUCGGGGCCAGGCAGACCUGAUGGCUGAGAGGAUGGAAGAGGAAGAGCAGCUGGCCCACCAGUACGAGACCAUCAUUGAUGAGUGUGGCCACGGACGCUUCCAGUGGAUCCUCUUUUUUGUUUUGGGUUUGGCCCUGAUGGCUGAUGGGGUGGAAGUGUUUGUGGUGAGUUUUGCCCUGCCCAGUGCAGAGAAGGACAUGUGUCUGUCUAGUUCCAAGAAAGGAAUGCUUGGGCUGAUAGUCUACCUAGGAAUGAUGGGGGGAGCCUUCAUCCUGGGGGGCCUGGCUGAUAAGCUGGGGAGGAAGCGAGUCCUCAGCAUGUCCCUGGCCAUCAACGCCUCCUUCGCCUCCCUCUCUUCCUUCGUGCAGGGAUAUGGGGCCUUCCUCUUCUGCAGACUCAUCUCAGGCAUAGGUAUUGGGGGCGCUCUGCCCAUUGUUUUUGCCUAUUUUUCUGAAUUCUUGUCCCGGGAGAAACGAGGAGAGCAUCUCAGUUGGUUAGGCAUCUUCUGGAUGACUGGGGGCAUCUAUGCGUCUGCCAUGGCCUGGAGCAUCAUUCCACACUAUGGCUGGGGCUUCAGCAUGGGCACGAACUACCACUUCCACAGCUGGAGGGUGUUUGUCAUCGUCUGCGCUCUGCCCUGCACUGUGUCCAUGGUGGCCCUGAAGUUCAUGCCAGAGAGCCCGAGGUUUCUGCUAGAGAUGGGCAAACACGACGAAGCCUGGAUGAUUCUCAAGCACGUCCACGACACCAACAUGAGGGCUAAGGGGGCCCCAGAGAAGGUGUUCACGGUUUCCAACAUUAAAACUCCCAAGCAAAUGGAUGAAUUCAUUGAGAUCCAAAGUUCAACAGGAACUUGGUACCAGCGCUGGCUAGUCAGAUUCAAGACCACUUUCAAGCAGGUCUGGGAAAAUGCUCUGUACUGUGUGAUGGGGCCCUACAGGAUGAACACACUGAUUCUGGCCGUGGUCUGGUUCACCAUGGCUUUAAGUUAUUAUGGACUUACAGUUUGGUUCCCUGAUAUGAUCCGGUAUUUUCAAGAUGAAGCAUACAAGUCCAAAAUGAAGGUAUUUCAUGAUGAGCACGUCUAUGGUGUCACAAUCAACUUCACAAUGGAAAAUCAGAUUCACCAACAUGGGAAACUUGUGAAUGACAAGUUCACAAAGAUGUACUUUAAACAUGUACUCUUUGAGGACACUUUAUUUGACGAGUGCUAUUUUGAAGACGUUACAUCGACUGAUACCUAUUUCAAAAACUGCACCAUUGAAUCGACCAUCUUUUAUAACACAGACCUCUACCAGCAUAAGUUCAUCAACUGUCAUUUUAUCAACGUCACCUUUCUGGAGCAGAAGGAGGGCUGCCACAUGGACUUAGAGCAAGACAACGACUUCCUGAUUUACCUCGUCAGCUUCCUUGGCAGUCUGUCUGUCUUGCCGGGGAACAUCAUAUCUGCCCUUCUCAUGGAUAGAGUCGGAAGGCUCAAGAUGAUCGGUGGUUCCAUGCUCAUCUCGGCUGUCUGCUGCUUCUUCCUAUUUUUCGGCAACAGUGAGUCGGCGAUGAUUGGCUGGCAGUGCCUGUUCUGUGGGACAAGCAUUGCUGCCUGGAAUGCUCUGGAUGUGAUCACGGUGGAGCUGUAUCCCACCAACCAGAGGGCAACAGCCUUUGGCAUCCUCAAUGGAUUAUGCAAAUUUGGCGCCAUCUUGGGAAACACCAUCUUUGCUUCUUUUGUUGGGAUCACCAAAGUGGUCCCCAUCCUUCUGGCUGCUACUUCUCUUGUUGGGGGUGGCCUGAUUGCUCUUCGACUGCCUGAGACUCGAGAACAGGUCCUAAUGUGA
This is a messenger RNA of Balaenoptera ricei (Rice's whale), 2142 nucleotides long. RefSeq names its product synaptic vesicle glycoprotein 2B (gene SV2B). Gene Ontology annotation, biological process: chemical synaptic transmission; transmembrane transport. The coding region runs from base 91 to 2142 and encodes 683 amino acids. Gene Ontology annotation, cellular component: membrane. The transcript has 12 exons. The record is from RefSeq and is a predicted model, not a curated record. NCBI's taxonomy places the organism in Eukaryota, Metazoa, Chordata, Mammalia, Artiodactyla, Balaenopteridae. Gene Ontology annotation, molecular function: transmembrane transporter activity.